Toxotes jaculatrix (banded archerfish) is the source of this 2973-nucleotide messenger RNA. RefSeq names its product solute carrier family 8 member 2b (gene slc8a2b). Gene Ontology annotation, cellular component: sarcolemma; postsynapse; axon. NCBI's taxonomy places the organism in Eukaryota, Metazoa, Chordata, Actinopteri, Toxotidae. The transcript is spliced from 14 exons. Gene Ontology annotation, biological process: cell communication; calcium ion import across plasma membrane; sodium ion transmembrane transport. The coding region runs from base 1 to 2973 and encodes 990 amino acids. Gene Ontology annotation, molecular function: calcium:sodium antiporter activity. The record is from RefSeq and is a predicted model, not a curated record.
AUGUCUUUCUUCGUUUCGCCCGGCCAUGUUCUCCUCCUCUUCCUCCUCCUCCUCCUCCCUCUGCCUCCCUGUCAGGCAGAGUCCCAGCGCAGCGAGCCCAGCGUUGACCCUGAGCCCAGAGCGGUCUCGCCCUCCAUGUUCCCCUCCUCCUUCCCGCCUUCCAUGUCCUAUAGUAACAGCAACACCUCUGGCAAGAAAGAAAAGUGUGAAGAGGCGGUGGUGUGCAAGCGCGGCAUCCUGCUGCCCGUCUGGCAGCCCAACAGGCCCGGGCUCGGCGAUCAGGUGGCCAGAGCUGCGGUCUACUUUGUGUCACUCAUGUACAUGUUCCUGGGAGUGUCCAUCAUCGCCGACCGCUUCAUGGCGUCUAUAGAGGUCAUCACAUCACAGGAGAAGGAGGUGACCAUCACUAUGCCCAACGGGGAAACGUCAGUGGCGACAGUUCGAAUCUGGAAUGAAACCGUGUCCAAUCUGACGCUCAUGGCUCUGGGCUCCAGCGCUCCAGAGAUACUGCUGUCUGUGAUAGAGGUGUGUGGUCACGACUUCAAGGCUGGUGAGUUGGGACCGGGAACGAUCGUCGGCAGCGCCGCCUUCAACAUGUUUGUGAUCAUCGGCAUCUGCGUGUGGGUGAUCCCCAACGGCGAGACCCGCAAGAUCAAACACCUCAGGGUGUUCUUCAUCACCGCCUUCUGGAGCAUCUUCGCCUACAUCUGGCUCUACCUCAUCCUGUCUGUCAUGACGCCCGGCGUCGUGGAGGUGUGGGAGGCCCUGGUGACCCUGCUGUACUUCCCAGUGUGUGUCAUCCUGGCCUGGAUCGCCGACCGCCGCCUUCUCUUCUACAAGUACAUGGGCAAGCGUUACCGUGCCGACAAGCGCCACGGCAUCGUCGUGGAGACAGAGGGAGACCUGACACCCAACAAGGGCGGCAUGGAGAUGAUCAUAGACGGCAAGUUCCCACCACGAGGGGGCGCCGUGGUCCCUGCCGAAAAUUGCGGGGGAACCCAGGACGGCACAGCAGGAGCUGCGGCCAAUAACAUUGGUGUGGCAGCGGGAUCCAUGGCAACGGGAGCUGGGGGCAACCUGCCCAACUCCAACAGCAUGAUGGUCAAUGUGGAGAGCAGCAAGGAGCUGGACGAGAGCCGCAAAGAGGUGAUUCGUAUCCUGAAGGAGCUGAAGCAGAAAUAUCCCAACAAAGAGCUGGACCAGCUGGUGGAGCUGGCCAACUACUACGCACUGCUGCACCAGCAGAAGAGCAGAGCCUUCUACCGCAUACAGGCGACUCGGAUGAUGAUCGGAGCCGGUAACGUCCUGAAGAAGCACGCGGCCGACCACGCUCGCCGUACGGCCGUAACCGACGAGGAAGCCCCAGAAGAGGACGACCUGGGGAUCUGCAGCCGCAUCUCAUUUGAAAGCGCCCACAGUCAGUGCAUGGAGAACUGUGGCGUUCUGACGCUGGCUGUAGUCUGCCAAGGGGGUCUGGGAGAGAACACCUUCUAUGUGGACUACAGGACAGAGGACGGUUCAGCCAACGCUGGCUCAGAUUACGAGUACAGCGAAGGGACGCUGGUGUUCAAACCCGGAGAGACCUGCAAAGAGAUAAAGGUCGGUAUAAUCGAUGACGACAUAUUCGAAGAGGAUGAGCACUUCUUUGUGCGCCUGCUGAAUCUGCGCGUGGGUGAUGCGGAGGGGAUGUUUGAGAGCGACGAAGUGGGCGCCGUGCCCAAAGCUCGCUUGGUCGAGCCCCUGGUUGCCACGGUGACCAUCCUGGACGACGACCACGCCGGCAUCUUCACGUUCAGUGAGCGAAUGGUGCGGGUGAGCGAGAGCGUGGGCACCAUGGAGUUCACGGUGGUUCGCAACUCAGGCGCCCGCGGCACCGUCAUCCUGCCGUACCACACCGAGUCGGGCACCGCCAAGGCUGGAGAAGACUACGAGGACGCCCGGGGAGAGCUGGAGUUCACCAACGACCAGACCACUCAGACUCUCCAGGUGAGGAUAAUUGAUGAUGAAGAAUAUGAAAAACAUGAAAACUUCUUCAUUGUGUUGGAGGAACCACGCUGGCUGAAGAGAGGAAUCUCAGCUCUGCUGCUCAGCCAAGAGGGGGUAGAGGGGCAGAUGAGUCCUGAGGAGGAGGAGGCCCGGAGGAUAGCCGAGAUGGGGAAGCCCAUCCUGGGAGAGCACAGCCGCCUGGAGGUGGUCAUCGAGGAGUCAUACGAGUUCAAGAGCACGGUUGACAAACUCAUAAAGAAGACGAACUUGGCGCUGGUGAUCGGCACACACUCCUGGAGAGAGCAGUUUGUGGAGGCGGUCACUGUGAGCGCAGGUGAUGGAGACGAUGAUGAGGAAGGUCGGGAGGAGCGCCUUCCGUCUUGUUACGACUACGUCAUGCAUUUCCUCACCGUCUUCUGGAAGGUUCUGUUCGCCUGCGUCCCUCCCACAGAGUACUGGAACGGCUGGGCCUGUUUCUUUGUCUCCAUCAGCGUGAUCGGCCUCCUCACCGCCAUCAUCGGAGAUCUGGCAUCGCACUUCGGCUGCACCGUGGGGCUCCGGGACACCGUGACCGCUGUGGUGUUUGUGGCAUUGGGAACCUCUAUUCCAGACACCUUUGCUAGCAAAGUGGCCGCCAUGCAGGACCAGCACGCCGACGCAUCCGUUGGAAAUGUCACCGGUAGCAACGCUGUCAACGUGUUCUUGGGGAUCGGCGUGGCCUGGUCGGUGGCCGCCAUCUACUGGAAAAUCCAGGGGAAGGAGUUCAAGGUGGAACCGGGCUCGCUGGCCUUCUCUGUCACACUCUUCACCAUCUUCGCUUUCAUCUGCAUGGCUGUGCUCCUGUUCAGACGCCGGCCCUCCAUCGGCGGAGAACUCGGCGGCCCCAGGGUGCCCCGCCUCCUGACCAGCCUGCUGUUCCUGGGUCUGUGGCUCCUCUACAUCCUGUUCUCCAGCCUGGAGGCCUACUGCCACAUCAGCGGCUUUUAA